AAGAUUUAAGAAAGGAAUGUUCCCCUACGAAAAAAACCCGGAAUGGUGGCCAGGCUCACUCCGUGGUCCUUCAUGCGAGGUUGCACCGUCGCGAUAAUAUCAGGUUGUUAAUUACCCCCACAGUGAUUUAACCCCCAGAGUAGAGCGUUACGACCUUUUUACCUAUAAACAACGUAGAUCGGUGCACAAACGCGGUGUCAUAUAUAAAAUGAUUCUAGGUUUCUAUCUUCACACGUUCGACUCUAUGGUGAAAUAACAAUUUCUUCGAGGUGCGACAAAAGCUGGAAACUUCACUUCAGCGGUUCAGCUGUUCGACGUAGGCGACACAGAGAACCGUUCUACAGCAGUUUGAAGAUCUCAAUCGCCAACGAAACCAAGGAAGUUUAGCAGUAUAUGUUUGGUGGAGCUUUCGAGAUGCCUGACCCUACCACUGAUGAAUGGUUAAAAGAUGAGAAGAACCCCAUCCCCUUUCCUGAUAAUUUCAUUGCGGCCGCUUAUCUCAGCCUUGCAAUGACAGCGGGGGUCAUAGGCAAUGGUUGGUUAGUGGUAGCGUACUUCAGGAACAAACUGAAAAGCCAGUACAACAGCUUAAUCCUCAAUCUGGCGCUCGCUCAGAGUUUGAUGCUGAUGACAUUUCCGGUGAAAAUCGCGGCGUUAUUCGUGGGAGAGUUCCAGAAUGAAUUUCCAUUUGGUUGGCUGAGCUGUCAACUUAUCGGUUGUCUCAGCUUUGUCUCCGGGAUCGCUUCCAUUAUGACGCUUUUUGCUAUGAGUGUGGAGAGAUACUACGUGACACGCAACCCGCGUAACGCUCAACAAAAUCAGGUGUUUUCUUGGCUUCUUUCCAUCUGGAUCUUUUCCAUCGGCUGGGGGAUCAUGCCCUUGGCAGGUUGGAGUGAAUAUAGACCGGAAGCAAAUCAGAUGUCAUGUACGAUCGACUGGCAUGGCAAAGACCCCCGCACCAUCUCAUACCUUGUAUGCAGUCUGGCAUUGGUGUGGUUUUUACCAACAUCCGUCAUGACUGUCUUCUUUGGGCGGAUACUGUGGCUACGGCGUGUCAAGGUGGGGCCGAGUGUGGAUAUGGCCACCAUUGAACAGGCCAGCGAGCAAGAUGUUCACGUACAGUGGCACCAGACUUGGGCGUCCCUGGCCAUGCUCAUUUCCUUUCUGGUGUGCUGGACCCCAUAUGCCAUUAUUUCCGUCCUCGGCAACACACUGGGUGCCGUCUCCGUCAGCCCCGCCGGCUCCCUGGUGGCUCCAAUCAUGGCCAAGACUUUCGUCAUCCUCAACCCAGCCAUCUACUUCCUCUUCGAACACAUCGACAUGUUUAACGAAGCUCCUCGGGCUGCAAGGGCCGAGACUUUGACUCCGAUUUCCGUCUUGGCAAGUUUGGAUAUGUAUCGGCGAUCCUCCUCUCUCCCUGGUACAGUUCACCGGGCCUCCGAACUCAGCCGACUUUCUGUCACGGUUUCUUUGUCGGCGUCGGCAUCUUCGUCUCAUCUCAUCAAUUCAGUCCGACGGUUCCAAGAACAGCAAUUAACAACUACAAACUGUCAGGAAUGAGUUCCGAAAAACAUCACCCUAAUCCUAAUUCGGCAAAAUCUUUCAACUAUCAGUAGCAGUAGCUUGGUGGUUAUCUUCUCCUCUUUUAAAUAAUACCCAAAUAUACAAGCGAGCUCGUGCUACAUAUAGUUUUGCUAUUAGCUAAAAAUGUUGUAUGAACAAACUUGUUUUUAGUAAUUGGAUUU
Messenger RNA from Lineus longissimus, 1745 nucleotides. Its product is annotated as melanopsin-A-like. Gene Ontology annotation, cellular component: plasma membrane. Gene Ontology annotation, molecular function: G protein-coupled photoreceptor activity. The coding region runs from base 394 to 1560 and encodes 388 amino acids. The transcript has 7 exons. NCBI's taxonomy places the organism in Eukaryota, Metazoa, Nemertea, Pilidiophora, Heteronemertea, Lineidae. Gene Ontology annotation, biological process: phototransduction; cellular response to light stimulus; G protein-coupled receptor signaling pathway. The record is from RefSeq and is a predicted model, not a curated record.